AUGAAACCAACUGUUAGCCUCUGCUUCGCUUACUUGCUAUUGGCGGACAUAGAAGCGGGGAAGGUGGUAGCUUUUGAUCCAGACCUCGCAGAAAAUGGUUCUCUUGUCUACAGCAUCAGACCACCGAAUAAGUUUUACAGUCUUAACAGUACGACGGGAAAGAUUCGGACAACAGGGGUUGUGUUGGACAGAGAAAAUCCAAACCCCCAAGAAGCUGAGCUCAUGAGGAAGAUUGUGGUCUCCGUCACUGACCGUGGGAGGCCACCAUUACGGGCCACAAGUAGCGCCACAGUGUUUGUAAACUUACUAGAUCUUAAUGACAACGAUCCCACCUUCCAGAACUUGCCCUUUAUCACUGAGAUUCCUGAGGGUCUUCCAGCAGGGUCAUCUGUCUUCCAGGUGGUGGCCAUAGACCUGGACAAGGACUUGAAUGGCCAAGUGACAUAUCGCAUGCAGGUGGGCAUGCCCAGGAUGGACUUUGUCAUCAACAGCAAGACCGGUCUUAUCAACUCCACCACUAUUCUAGACAGGGAAAGAAUUGCUGAAUACUACUUGAGGGUUGUAGCAAGCGAUGCAGGGGAACCAUCCAAAAGUUCUACCAGCACCCUCACAGUCAGAGUUUUAGAUGUGAAUGAUGAAAACCCUACCUUCUUCCCAGCUGUCUACAAUGUGUCACUUCUGGAAAAUGUACCACGUGAUUUCAAAGUGGUUCGUCUGAAUUGUACUGACACCGAUAUGGGCCUUAAUGCUGAACUUAGUUAUUUCAUCACAGGUAGGAGCUUCCACAAUUUCAGGGUCAUGCAAAGAGACUUGAUUGUAGGGACACUUUUUUCCCUCCGGCCGAUGACCCAGACCCUGUGUUUUGUUCUCACAGAUAAUGGCCCGACGGGAAAAAGAAGGACUGGUACUGCAACUGUUCAUAUCACAGUGCUGGAUGUUAAUGACAACCGACCCAUCUUCCUCCAGAGCAGUUAUGAAGCUACUGUGCCAGAAGACAUUCCCGAUUACAGCAGCAUUGUACAGGUGAAAGCCAUGGAUGCAGAUGAAGGUGUGAAUGGCCGCGUGUGGUACAGAAUUGUCAGAGGAAACAAUUUCAACAAUUUCAGGAUCAAUCCCAGCAAUGGGCUGGUCAUGCGGGGUACACGACCCCUGGAUAGAGAACAAAAUUCAUCCCAUGUUCUUGAAGUGGAGGCUUACAACAGUGAGCAAGGACCAAUGAGAAGUUCUGUCAGGGUAAUAGUCUAUGUGGAAGAUGUCAAUGAUGAACUACCUGUAUUUACCCAAAGACAAUAUAAUCGGCUGGGUUUACGAGAGACCGCUGGAAUUGGGACAUCAGUUGCUGUAGUCCGGGCCACAGAUCGUGAUACAGCAUCUAAGAUGACAAAAAGAGAGAAUCUGGAUUACCAAAAUUAG
Messenger RNA from Thamnophis sirtalis, 1413 nucleotides. The record is from RefSeq and is a predicted model, not a curated record. Lineage: Eukaryota; Metazoa; Chordata; Lepidosauria; Squamata; Natricidae.